AUGUGGUUGAAAUUGUGCCUGCUCCUUAUUUAUAUUUCACUUCUAUUUAUUCUAUCCCGUGUGCUGGAUGCCAUCUCUUGGUGUGAAUCGGGAUAUGGUGGAGCCUUUUCUCACCAACUCCUUGACCCCAUGGUGCUCUCUGUUGCUAAGUUAAAGGCACUCCUUGAGCAAAGAGGUGUCAGCUAUGAAAGUGUUGUGGAGAAAUCAGAACUGACCAGUUUGGUGGAUUCUUCAGGUACCGGUAUUUAUUAAAACUUUUGCAGCUGUGUUUUUUUAAGCUUUUAUACCAUGACACAAAACAGCUUUUAAUAAAGACACCUUAUUUCCACUCACAGCAAUUUUUUUCCCUUGUAACUACUUAUUUUGUGGUGGAUAUAUGAAUUUUUUAAGAUGAAGAGGCAUCUCUGUCCUACAUAAAAAUUGUCAUGAUCAUCUCAUUUAACUAAAUUUAUGUAGAAGUAUUGAGCUUUUUGGUAAGGGAGAAACUGAGUUUAAAUUUUCCAUGAAAAUUGAUAAUAUUUGUUGCUAAUAUGCCAUUUAGAGUCCAGUACUUUUUUUCCUCCAAGACUAAGGAAAGCCUGUUGAAUCUCUGUGGCAAAACAAUUGCAUGCACAGCUCUUUUAACAUCGCCCAGAUGAGUAAACUGUUUAAUAACUUUUUAUUUUUACUGUGGUAGAUAAACCAUUUGACAGCAUAUUUAAUUAGUCUAAAUAUUUUUAAUUCUCUAAAGGAAAAGUGAGUACCGAAGAAGCUGAGAUGGCUCAAGAAGAGAGUGCAACCGCCACUGAAACUAAUUUCACAUCAGGUGCCCAUUUCAUAGAGCAAGUGAGAAAAAAAUAUAACUAAAUAAGUUUUAUCAAAUACAUAUCUCAAAAAUUAAGUCUUGAAGUUGCAUUGUAAUGAAAGUAUUUUUUUUUUCAUUACUUAUAAUUUUAAAAAAUGACUUGUAAUUUAAUGGAGCAUGUAUAUAGCUAUCUAUCUAUCCAUCCAUCCAUCCAUCCAUCCCAUCCCAUCCAUCCCAUCCAUCCAUCCCAUCCAUCCAUCCAUCCAUCAAUCUUAUCUUAUCUUAUCUUACCUUAUCUUAUCUAUCUAUCUAUCUACUAUCUAUUAUCUAUCUAUCUAUCUAUCUAUCUAUCUAUCUAUCUAUCUAUCUAUCUAUCUAUCUAUCUAUCUAUCUAAUCUAUCUAAUAUAUCUAAUCUAUCUAAUCUAUCUAAUCUAUCUAAUCUAUCAAAUCUAUCUAAUCUAUCUAAUCUAUCUAAUCUAUCUAUCAUCUAUAUAUCUCUCUAUAUAUAUAUAUAUCUAUAUAUAUCUAUAUUUAUCUAUAUCUAUAUAUAUAUAUUGGUUGCUAGGAAUUAGUUUUUAAAUGUGGAUUUUUUUUAUGAUGAGAAAAACUAAAUGUAAAAUAAAUAAAAAUGAGAAUAUUACCCUUUUCACCACUAAAUUAUCUUUGUUAGGUGGAGGAUGCAAAAGACAGUGUAUGGCUUGUACAAAUAGUAUCACACAGUGGCCAUCACAGAGUUUUAAGUGAUGCUAGGUGGAAAACCAUUCGUCAUAAAGCAUCAAAAUUUGGUGUUCGUACUGGACUCCUUGACUGUUCUCUUGAUUUUAGGUUGGUUUUCAUUAUUCCAAUUACAAAUAUUUUUUCCCAUUCUCUUUUUUAAAAGAUUUUAACCUAGUGGUUGGGAUCUUGUUAUUGGUGUCAAGAAAUAACCAACGCAUAUGAAUACAUGUUUUAAACAACCACUGUUUUUAACUGUAAAUAUUUUAUUUAAUAUUUAAAAUAUAGCUUUAUAAUUAUACAGGACUUGUAAUAUUUCUGUAAAUACUGUUUUUAACUGUAAAUAUUUUAUUUAAUAUUUAAAAUAUAGCUUUAUAAUUAUACAGGACUUGUAAUAUUUCUGUCAAUACUGUUUUUAACUGUAAAUAUUUUAUUUAAUAUUUAAAAUACAGCUUUAUAAUUAUACAGGACUUGUAAUAUUUCUGUCAAUACUGUUUUUAGCUAAAACUGAAUGCUAUUGAAUUCAGCAUCCAUUUGAAAAUUUCACAGAUACUGUUAUCAAAAGGGCUGGCACUCACCUUUUCUGCUCCUGGCUCUGCCAAGUCAGUAUGAGAAAAAAGCCAGUGUGGCCAUGUAUGACUACUCGGGUUCAGUGAAAGAAACAGCUGUUCUACGAUGGGUUCGGGAAAAGUUAGAUGAAAAGGUGCUUCAAAUCAAGGAUCCUACCGUGUUUAAACAGCAAUGGAAGGACUUCUCUGAUAACUCGUUGGAACCAGAAAUACGUGCAGUCUUGUUUACAGAAUCCAGCUCUGCGCCUCUUUUUUACUCAGCAUUAAGUGUUAAGUUUCCUGGUCGUGUAAAGUUUGGAGUUGUUUGUCUAAAAUCAUCUGAAAUAGAGAAAUCUUUAUGGCAUGAUGUGCUCAAAGAAGAAAAGAUAACUGAGCUACCAGCUUAUGUUAUUUACUCUACUGAAAAAUCUUACACAUAUGGUAAUCAGCAAGGAGAGCAGUACUCAUUUAUCAGCAUGGAACGUUUCCUAAAAUUCCUAUACCCUUGCCUAAAUGAUAUAUUUAUAAUAAGCUUUUUUGUGGCCAAUGUCAUGUCAUGGUUUGAAUUAGCCAUCUGUAACUGUCAAGCUCUUAAGAGAUUACGUAAAUUAAUCUGGUGUAUCUUUAAAUAUAAUAUUGUUGUGAUAAUGCUCUGGUUGCCCAUUAUAGGUAUUUUUCAGAUGCCUUAUUUAGAUCGAGUACCUUUACUGGCUUUAAAAUUGGAACGAAUUUUCUGUACAUCCACCCUGGGAACAAUCCUAAGAGGAGACUUUACAUUUUUUGUAAAUCAUCCAAUCUACCUCUACACCUCUUUUUUAAUCUACCUUGUCCUUGUUAAUAUUUUAUGUAAAAAAUAUCGACAAGAAGAACAGGAAGAUGACUGGUUUAACUUUACACAGAUGCAAACUCUGACCCAUCUUCGACCCAAUGAUUUCUUUGAACCCAUGCGCAUUGGUGGCUAUGACUUAAUGGGAGGGCUUGAAAUUUUUGGCUCACGCUUGUCUCAGCCUUCUCUUUGGUUGCAACCUUUGGUAUCAUCAGAGUAUAUCAAGUACCUUCCCACAUGGCAUUAUCGUCCUAGAAUGAUAGCGGAUAGAGUGCCUGAAAAUGUUAAAAAAAUCGAGCAAGUCUUAAGUGCUGCCUCUGGACUAAAACACGCCCCUGUCCAGUGUACAUGUGUUAUUCCCGUUGGGAGAUCAGAACCUAGCAUAUCGAGAGAUCCGUGCUGUGAUAUCAAAAGCAACACCUCACAAAAUAUGGAAUGUGUAUGUGUUGAUCAUGUUUCAGUACAAAAUAACUGUGUGCCAUCUCAUGUAAAUACAUCAGAUCCAUGGACUUGCAAUAACACAACUCAUAAAAAUUCCUAUCCCUGUGAUCCCCACCCUGAGAUCUCCAUACCCAACCCUCAGCCCAAUGAUCAACCAGCAGCAAGCUUAUCUCAACAUCAGUCUUGCAGUCACUUUUCCAAGAUUUUACCAUCACAGUCUUGUUCACUGCACAGCAACCUUGGCAAGUCUACCUUCCUGGACAGUUCAUCCUUUUCAGAAAGAGCCAGCACAAAUAAUAGCACAACAAGCCUUGGCUCUGACUGCAACUUCAUGUCUCCUACCCAGGUGAAGUCAGCCUCAGACAGCACUGAUGAAAGCUCAGAAAUAUCUGCAUCUAGCUCCACAUAUGGCUUUCCUGUGGGCUACAUGGAAACACAUCAGUGUGUCAUCUGUCUGGAUGAAUUCACCCCAUCAGCCAUGUUGUGCGGUCUACCCUGUGGACAUGUCUUCCAUGAGACCUGCAUCAUUGCAUGGUUGAAUAGGGAAAAGCACUUCUGUCCUAUGUGUCGCUGGCCCUCCUACAAAUUACAGCCACCUCAUCCAGUUGCAAGCCAUUCAUAAAAUAAGUCCAAUGACCUCCUAUAUACCAUGAAUCUUAAUUAAUGGUGUUCAUUUCACUGUGAUUUUGUACUAUAAAACUUAACCCUUGGCAAUCUCAAUUUUGGUUGAAAAGAUAAUGUUGAUUUGUAAAUUAUUUAUGACCUUAAAAAAUGUAUUGAAAAAAAGUUAACCAUUUAACUGAAAUAUGGUGAGAAUAAUAGUAUUAAAAUUGUUUACUUAAAAAUGCUUAAUUCAAAAUAAAUUGUCAUGCUCCUGUCAUAACUGAAGCAAAAGAGGUUUUAAACAAAAAAUGGUGUAAAAGAAUUUGAACUUAACGGUCAAUAAAUAUCUCAAAGUAUUUUCCUUUCCUAUACUAACACUUGUUGAAAACAAUUCUAACAAAUGAAAAGAAAAAAAGAAAUUUUAAGGAUGAAAAGGUUGAGUUGAUCCCAAGAUAUAAUGUGAUUUCUACUUUUCAUUUGUAAUUUGCAUGCAUAGAACAUGUUUAAAUCUUUUUCAAUAUUUCUUUAUUACAUAUUAUUAGUAUAUUAGUGCACUUUAUUUUUAUUUUUUCAGGGGAACCAGUUUUUUUUAAAUAAUUUUUUAAGGAGAUAUUUACUGGUAAUAUUAUUUUAUUUUCCUUCCUUAGCUUAUUCUAAUUUGUCAGAUCUUCCAAAACAUAUUUUUAGGGCCAAUGUAACAGUUUCAAGAGAAAAGGGUGGAAUUAAUCUGAUGCAAUAAUAAAUUUAAUCAGUGUUUUAAAUUUAUUUAAGUACAUAAUAUAUCACAGCAAUGGAAAUUUUGUAUUGUCCUUCAAAUUUUAUUCCAUUUAACAAUCUAUCCUAAAAACUAGAUUUUCGUGGUGGUAAAAAGUGUGUUAACAUGUUUAAUGAAAUCAGUAAAUGUCGGAUUUCUGUGCAGAUUUGUAAUCGUUUUAUUACUAUUGUAGUCUGCAUCCAUUUUAUUGAUUCUGAUGGGAGAAAAAGGGCAGAGAAUACCACCACAAUUCAAAUUUCAUAGCUAGGAAUAUGUCCUUAAAACCAGCUUUGCGGAUUGUUUUUGGCUUAGUCAUAAUUAAUUUUCUCAAAUUCUGGAUAAAUCAUCUUGAACUUUUUGGAAUUUGGGUGACUAAUCUUUUGUGUAGAUUUUAAAACAACCUUGAAUGAAGUUAUAUAGGAAACUUGAUAUAGUCUAGUAAAAUUUGUAAGUAAAUGGUUAGAAUUAAAAAAGAUAUAUAAUUUUUUUAUAAAAUCAACUCCUGGUGUUUUGAAAAUUUAUUUUAACCUAUAUCAUUAUGCUUAACGAAAGAAGAUUAUGUUUUAUGGCAAACAUUAAUAAAUGAAAGUUUAUUUAUAAUAUACACGUGACUUAUGUAUUUUCCAUUGUGUCAACCAACUAGUUAAGACUUAUGGAAGUAAAUCUGUUUUGAUAUUUACUACAUGUAAAAUUGGUUGCAAAGCUUCAAAUUGUGUGAAUUGUUCAUGUAUCUGCCAUGUGCUGCCAAUGAACAGAUAAAAAAAUGUAACUAAUCAAUAAGAAUGAUGCCAUAAGCUAGAGCUGUACUGAACUAGUAGAGGCCUUAAAAUAUUUCCUGCCAAUUAUGAAUAGGGAAGGAAUUGUCGACAUAAUUUAUUUUUAUUAAUACAGUGUUUUUAAGAGUUAUUAAGUAAAUAAAAAGUGCUACAGUUUUGGAAAUAGCAACAGAUAUAUAAAAACAAAUGAAACUAACUGCUAAAAUGUUUUGAAAUUCAGUUCAUCGGGCUACUUUCUGGGGCCAAAUUAUAAUUUGUGCGGGUCCACCUAAUUGUAACUAUUCAUGUUCCAUAUUAUAAUAAAUUGACCCCAAGGAUAUCAUUCAGUACAGCCCUACCAUAACUAUAUUCUUGAAUGCACGAGUCAUCCAAUUUUUUUUUUCCAUCAAUAGAUCUGAUAAUUAGAAUAGAAAUUUGUUGAACAUAUGUUUAUGUAAGAUAAAAAUGCAAAGCUGUGCUUUAUGAAAUCCACAUAUGUGACCUGCUUGUCCUGUUGAAACUGUAAUGAAGAAAUUUCAAUUCAUGUCUUUCUUACUGGGGUUUAAGAAAUUGAUUUGGAAUUUAUACAUUCUCAUGACCAUUUUUGUGUGCUCCAAAUUUCUUUAGGGCCCUUAUUUUAAUCUUGAAAUUUUAUGAAGAGGUUGUUUACUUUUUAUGCCUUGCUGUUGUCUUUGAUGACAACACUGUUUGGGAAUAUUAAAACUGAAGCAUUGAUAAAAUAAAAAAAAAUAAUAUUUAUAAUAAUAU
Messenger RNA from Lymnaea stagnalis (great pond snail), 6194 nucleotides. NCBI's taxonomy places the organism in Eukaryota, Metazoa, Mollusca, Gastropoda, Lymnaeidae. The record is from the annotation of a GenBank genome assembly.